Messenger RNA from Oncorhynchus mykiss (rainbow trout), 7562 nucleotides. NCBI's taxonomy places the organism in Eukaryota, Metazoa, Chordata, Actinopteri, Salmoniformes, Salmonidae. The record is from RefSeq and is a predicted model, not a curated record.
GUCAUGCUUGCCCACACCCUCUCAGAAUGCAGCAUGGGGGAAAGAAUGUAACACAAUUAAGGAACUGUAGCCAGGCAGAGUGUCUUUAUCGCCAAACAGUCGUCGUUUUCGGAUGAUUGAACUUAAGUGAUGCUCAAACGAUGCCUAUAGUGGACAAGCUCAAGGAGGCCCUGAAGCCCGGCCGGAAGGACUCCUCGGCGGGCGACGAUAGCGACCUCAAUAAGCUGCUGGCCUCCUCGGCCAAGAAGGUCCUGCUGCAGAAGAUUGAGUUUGAGCCGGCCAGCAAAGGCUUCUCCUAUCAGCUCGACAGUCUCAAGACCAAAUAUGUGAUCCUCAACCCCCGCGGCAGUGAGGGGGCCACUUCGGGUCAGAGGGCCAGCACAGAGCCCGCUCAGAUCAAGAGGCAAGUUUCAGACAACCAGUGUGGGGGCCAGAGUGAUGGGAUCCCCGCCCCGCAGAAGAUGCUCUUCCCUGGGAACAGACUCUCCAUGCGCUGGGAGCGUGUCUACCGGGUGGGAGCCGGCCUCCACAACCUGGGCAACACCUGCUUCCUUAACUCCACUGUGCAGUGUCUCACCUACACACCGCCCCUGGCAAACUAUCUCCUCUCCAAGGAGCACAGUCGUGCCUGUCACCAGUCGGGUUUCUGUAUGAUUUGUAUAAUGCAGAACCACAUCAUCCAAGCCUUUGCCAACACAGGAAAUGCCAUCAAGCCUGUCUCCUUCAUCCGAGACCUAAAAAAAAUUGCCAGGCACUUUCGGUUCGGUAGCCAGGAAGACGCCCAUGAAUUCUUACGCUACACCAUCGAUGCCAUGCAGAAAGCCUGUCUGAACAGCUACCCCAAGUUAGACCGGACGACACAGGCCACCACAUUGGUCCACCAGAUAUUUGGCGGUUACCUCAGGUCGCGAGUUAAGUGUUCCAUUUGCAAAAGUGUGUCAGACACUUACGACCCUUACUUGGACAUUGCUGUGGAGAUUCGACAAGCAGCAAAUAUCGUCCGAGCCCUGGAGCUCUUUGUCAAGCCCGACGUGUUGAGUGGAGAGAACGCCUACAUGUGUGCCAAGUGUAAGAAGAAAGUUCCGGCAACAAAGCGAUUCACAGUCCACCGAACAUCCAAUGUUCUGACCCUGUCUCUCAAGAGGUUUGCCAACUUCAGUGGAGGAAAAAUCACCAAGGACGUUGGCUACCCAGAGUUCCUGAACAUCCGCCCCUACAUGUCUCAGAGCACAGGGGACCCGGUCAUGUAUGGCCUCUAUGCUGUCCUGGUGCAUUCUGGGUACAGCUGUCAUGCUGGCCACUACUACUGCUAUGUCAAGGCCAGCAACGGGCAAUGGUACCAGAUGAAUGACUCGAUGGUCCAUUCCAGUAACAUCAAAGUAGUCCUGAAUCAGCAAGCCUACGUUCUAUUCUACCUGAGGAUCCCAGAGACCAAGAAGAACGUGGAUGGCCAGAUCACCAAGCAGGGAAUGGGGAAGAACGUAGCGACGUCAGAGCACUUCAGGAAGACCAACCUCAACAGACCCCUGUCCUCUCCGCAGGUCACCAAGGUAUGGGACAGGCUGGCAGAACGGUCCGUCAUCAGAAUGUUUGAAAGCAAUACGAAACUGGACCCUUUCCAGCUGCGUAAGAUUCAGUCCGUAGAGGGCGGCCUGGGCAUACCUGUGUCUAGGAAUGGCGCCAACAUCUCCCAGCAGCCCAACAAGAUGUCCAACGGGACGUCGUCCUCCUCCCACGCACCCACCAGGAUACCCAGUGGACCCAUGCUGAUCGAGGAGCCCUUCAAGAAGCUGAAGAAGCCCUGUCCUCCUCAGCAGCCCCAGGCGCGCAGCAGCACCCCCGCCCCCUCCAACGGUGUGGCCGGCAGGUCGGACGGCGGAGACCGGAGGCACGGGAACCAAGGGGCCAGAGGCCUGGCCGCAUCUACCUCACUCAAGUCCCUGUCAGACUCCUCCUCGGCAGACACCUCCGACUCAAAGGAUUCCAUGGGUACCAAAAGUGCGCCGGUUGGUGGGACGUCCACCCCCCCUAGGAAUGUCUCGAACGGCAUGGCCUCCCCUGCCAAGAGUGUGGAGCGCGUGGGCACGGAGGAGCAGAAGACAGUCAAGCUAAAACCCCUGGCCCUCAACAACAUCACAUCUUCACCCACCGGCACCACGUCUCCCCCACCCGCCAAGAAAUUGGCCCUGUCGGCCAAGAAGGCCAGUCGCAGCCGGAGUCCGAGCAGCACUGAGGCUCAACACCCCCACCUGCCACGUCAUCCGUCCAGUGACCGCACGCAUCCUGCUCAACUUAACCUCACCUUCACCUCACCCACUCACAGUCACAGGGUUGGUCCAUUCCAUUCACCCAAACUGCAAUCUCCAACUGCAGCCCACCAUGUCCACUCAGGCAUCCCAUCUAAGCAUCAGAGUCCCCAGAAAUCAAACUCCACCCUCUCUCCAAAAACCAAUGGGCUUCAGCCCCACCUUCCAAAGAUCCCUAAACCUACCGAGACCCCCAGUCUGUCAGAGCCUGGCCCAAGCAGUUCCGCCACCUCCUUAAAGAAGAAAAAUAAGAAACGGCGUCACUCUGAGAUGGAAGGCGGAGAGCGAGAGCCAGCACUGGCCUAUGUCAUCCCAGACAUCCCCGCUGAGCCUGAACUGAUCGAACCGGCCAGUGAGCGGAAGAGGAGGAAAAGGAGAAAGAAGAGGAAGAGGGAGGAAGAGGAUGGAGAUGCAGCCGAGAACCACAGGGCAAGAGUUCAGUCUCAUCUGGAGGCUUCACCGCCGGCCCAAGAGGAGGACUGGUGUCAGGGGGGAUCAUGGAGACUCAGCCCCCCUGACCAAAGAGCCCUGGAACAACCAAAGCUGCCCCAUCCCCAGCCUAAGAGUAAGCUCCAGUUGGUUCCAGUGGUUCUCCAGUGUGAUGCGAAUCAAGGAGAGCAGAGUAUGGACACUGUGACGAUGAUGAAGAGGAGGAGGAGGAAGAAGAAAAGGAGAUUGGAGGAGGGACCGGAGGAAGCAACAUUAACACGUUCUGUUUCAGAAAGCAGUUCUGGGACGAAGGACACGGUUGUUGAAAACGGCGCUGGGGAUUCUACCGCCCCAAAGAAGUUAAAGAAGCACAGGCUAAAAGAAGAGGUGAAACAGUGGGAGGAAAGCAGACGUUGUUGCUCCGGCGACCAGAGGAGCGACACGGAAGCAGCGGAGGCCCUUCCCAAGAAGGGCACCGUGGAGAGCACCGCUGGAGUGAUCGUGUGGGACAGCCAGGUUAAGGAUGGCUACAAGCUCUCCAAGGCCCCCGCUGCAGAAGCUGUAGAGGGUGGUCCUGGGGAUGUCCCCCACCCAGCCCCCAUGGUCUGGGAUGGCAAGAGGAGUGGUGGAGUUGUUGAGGAGCUCCUGAAGAACUCUUUGGACAAAGCCUAUGGAACCCAAGUCCUCAGCUGGGAGGGAGAGGCAUCUGCCAUCAGUAGGGAUGCCAUUGACGACACCCGCGAUGCCAGAACCGACAUGGUGAUUGACGAGUGGGAUGAGGACUUUGACAGUGGAAAGGUGAAGAAAAUGAAAAAGUACAAGCGAGAGAAGAGGAGGAGCGGCAAUAUCUUCCAGAAGAUCCAGGACCGGCGGAGCAUGUGGUCGGUCACACCCGGCGCCAAGAAGACCGGCUUUGGAUACCGUCACUGAGAGCCAACCAGAAUGGAUGUUUGGAUACAGUCACUGAGAGCCGACCAGAAUGGAUGUUUGGAUACCGUCACUGAGAGCCAAACAGAAUGGAUGUUUGGAUACAGUCACUGAGAGCCAACCAGAAUGGAUGUUUGGAUACAGUCACUGAGAGCCAACCAGAAUGGAUGUUUGGAUACAGUCACUGAGAGCCAACCAGAAUGGAUGUUUGGAUACAGUCACUGAGAGCCAACCAGAAUGGAUGUUUGGAUACAGUCACUGAGAGCCAACCAGAAUGGAUGUUUGGAUACAGUCACUGAGAGCCUUCCAGAAUGGAUGUUUGGCCACAUACAGUACAACCGAACUGGAGUGACGACACGUGACACCACUGUAACAACGUGACUAUUUUUUUAAUUGCUUGGUGGUUCAUACCCUGAUUGCAAUACGAGAGACCAUGGCCAGUUAACAGAACAACACAUCUUUGAUCUGUGCUGGUCUCUUCACUAUAGAACUUACCGCAAGUCUUCCUAUGAUGACCGAGUCUGGUGAGCUGACCAACAUGGGCUGUGAUGUUACCACUGUCAACCAGGGUUCAGCAACAAUGAGUUGACCAUUGCUUCUACACCGUUGUCUCAGAUGGAUAUGAAAAUAUUGUUCAGUCAAUGGUGCUCAAGCUGCUCAUGAAUAUGAUGGAUUUACCGUACUGUGAUGAGCUUCCAUCUGUGGUAAUAACAUGACACGAUGUUAUGUUAGGAAUUCAGAACAAGUCAUGUCAGGAAUUCUCAUAUUUACAUGGUUGGGCUACUCUAGGAGACGGUUCUGGGGUUUUCUAGCCGGUAUCAAAGGAUGUGGCAUGCACCAUAUAGCAUUUAUCUGUGUGAAAGGCUGAGGUGAGAGAUUUUGUAUAAUGUAUGCUAGAUAACCCUUACCCAUCAGCUAAAUGUAUUGAAACCUAUGAGGGAGACACUUGGGUUGUGUUCAGGUGGGCGAAACGUGCAGAACUUUGAAUUAUAGUAAUGUAAUGUAUAGAGCUGAAAUUAUUUCCUAUAGAAAAUCAUUGUGUUCUACACAAUCUAUUUCUCUGAACAUUCUAAAAUGUUGCAACCAGAGAUUUAGUGUAAAAAAUAAAAAAAAAAUGGUUGGUUGGUUGGUAAACGUUGAUUGCCGUUCUUGCUGAGUAAAGCAACACUCCCUCCCUAUACGUUCAAUGCAUUUUCCCACAAAUGGUGGGUAAACUCUUGGGCAAAAUACAAAAACAUGCGUAAAUGACAUUUCUGUGCGUUUAUCCUCUACUACACCACUGGUUACAACCGCUGUGCUGACUGCUGACUGGGCGAUCUGCAGGACAGUUGGCCAAUAGAGGUGAACACUGUUCUCCUGACUCAUAUGGCCUAUUCUGUAUGUGAAGACAUGUGGUGACCAUCUCGCGCUGAUCACCAUCAGCACAAUCACCAAGUCACCUUUAAAAGAUCCCAAACAUGAACAGGACCACAGAUGGUGAAGCCAUCAUAACUGAUAUGCUUUAUUCCCAUCCUUUCUUUUAGUUUGGGAAUGAUUGAUGGUUUUAUGGUUUCUUAUUCUGUGUGAUUUCUUUGCCACAAUGCCUUCUUGGUAUGUUCUACAUGACUUGAUAAAACUGACCCACUGUGGCUGCUGCUGACACAUUUACAUAUUCUGAUUCUACUGUUAUUUUAUGAAUUGUUAUGAAUUUGGAGGGGAAACAGUCACACGCCUGUUCCACGCAGACAACAGGCCUCCAUCUUUAAUCUAAUUGAUUAUUGUAUGCGUGAUGGUGGUAUUUGAAGUUUCCUACAUCAGAAUAUUCAGUACUGCGUCCCUAACAGAUUUGUUUUUGUUUCCUUUCCUGGGUGAAUUUGACGGUUCUGAAGAUGAUGUAAUUUGGUAGAUGUGUCAGAAUAGAAAAUGUCAUGGUCGAUUAACACCAAGUGAUGCUGGAAUAUGAAUUGCCCCAACAUCAGCUAAUUGCAAAGUUCAUAGGCGGAUGUCUCUACCCCCAGGUCAAGUCGGGGACUGUAACGAUAACGUCAAGGCUUUGCCUGUUUGUAACACCACAUAAUCCACCUUUUAAUGGAUUAGGCAUAUCAUUGUUUCAUCUGCUUUCUAAUCCAUUUGCUCUCCUUUCUGGUAAAUAGUCCCAUUCUGUUUUGCAAAAGAGGGUAUGAGUGAUUCUGGGGUGGGUGGGUUGAAUUGGGAACUUUUUUCAACCCUAGACAUCUACAGUAGGUCAUGAGUGGAGCUAAUUGCUCAUCUCUUCUGCGUGUCAUUCCCAAAAUGUCAAGUCCUUGGUCCCUGGUCUCUAACUAAACGUUGUGUUGGUGACCAUCGUUUAGUAAUGCUCCAUCACCAGGUCCCUGGUCUCUAACUAAACGUUGUGUUGGUGACCAUCGUUUAGUAAUGCUCCAUCACCAGGUCCCUGGUCUCUGUGUUGGUGACCAUUGUUUAGUAAUGCUCCAUCACCAGGUCCCUGGUCUCUAACUGUGUUGGUGACCAUCAUUUAGUAAUGCUCCAUCACCAGGUCCCUGGUCUCUGUUGGUGACCAUCGUUUAGUAAUGCUCCAUCACCAGGUCCCUGGUCUCUAACUGUGUUGGUGACCAUUGUUAAGUAAUGCUCCAUCACCAGGUCCCUUGGUCUCUGUGUUGGUGACCAUUGUUUAGUAAUGCUCCAUCACCAGUGAACUUCAGCUUUGUUGUGCAUCAUGUGUUUUCUGAAUGAAUUUUGGGCCUCAAACAGUUCUUUCUUUGUGUGUUCUAUCCCAGAUAAAGAGUUGCAUGUAGGCUGGUCCCAGAUCUGUUUGUGUGGUUUGGCCAACACCUAUGGCCAUUGUAAAUGUUGGAAAUACAGCACAGACAUCUGGGGCCAGGCUAGAUUACGUACGUUGCCCCAGGCACUGUUAGUUUGAAGUUGAUGUAUAUGCUAUUAGUACAUGAUCAUUGUCCCAAUCUGUACUCUCUCUAUGCAAAUCACCCACAGACAGUCCAACUAACUGGUCAUCUGGAACCUGAUGUACCCAGCCAUCCCCCAACCUUACAACCCUCAUGUUCAACCAACCUUCUAGCCAAGUCCACAUUUUAUUACACACCCCCACCAUUUUUAUCCUGUUUUCUACCAGUAUAUUUGGGGGGAGGGGGGUGAAAACAUGGGAUCUUCCACUUUAUCUGGGCACUGAUUUUGAUAAAUAGAUUAUAAAUGAUAGUCAUUAAACAAAAGCGUUUGGCCAGUGUAGAAGAUUGUACAGUCCGCCUGGUGUUUCCCAUGCUUUCCCCGUCAUCCCUGCGUAGACUCAGCCUUUACAAACCAUCCGGAUCUGAUCGGCUACACGGAAACAGAAUGCAAGCUUGUGAGAUCAGGAUGAUUCGUACGAGGCUAGUGUAGUUCUAGCCACCCAUUUGACUUUCAUUCUAGAGAUGUCGGCUUAAACAGUAGAGUUAAUUGAUAAUGUUAAAUAAUUUAAAGAAACUUUUCACAAAUCUUUAAUGUGUUAUAAAAAAAAAUACAGAUGAAAUCUGUAUUUGGAUUGGUGGGGGAUUGUGAGACUUUAAAUAAUUUCUUGCAGAUGGAUGUUCAUAUGUUCGUGUUUCAUACGAUGACACCUUGUUACUGUAGUGUCAUACAGUACGAGAGCGGUGUCAUCACCAGUUCCAUUGAAUGUGUUUAAUGUUGACUGUGAAAUGAGCUUUAGGACAUGUUCGAAUGUCAAGGAAACUGACACCAGGACAUUAUACUGGUGUGACUGAUCCAUUAUACUGGUGUGACUGGUCUGCGUCAUGUUUGCAUUGAUGGUUCUAUAUUUUGCACCGCCUUUUCAGACCAAGGAGAGACAUUUCAUAAUGAAAAGUGACUCUUACCAAAAUGGAUCAUGUAAUUAGCUAUACAGGUGCAAUAAAGUUGUGACUUUGUGAA